Messenger RNA from Mesorhabditis belari, 1635 nucleotides. The record is from the annotation of a GenBank genome assembly. Lineage: Eukaryota; Metazoa; Nematoda; Chromadorea; Rhabditida; Rhabditidae.
AUGGACGGGUUAAGACGUGCGGGUGGCCUUACCGCUCAAGCACAACUACUAUGGCGAGCAACUUCGCAACCACGUAAAAAGUUGUUGAUUGACUUCUCCUCGCCGAACGUCGCAAAACAAUUUCACGUGGGUAAUCUCAGAUCGACACUAAUCGGACGAUUCAUCGAUAAGGCGCAUCGAAAUUUGGGCGAUGAUGUGACUUCGUUGAACUAUCUCGGUGACUGGGGAACUCAAUUUGCACUCAUCGCUGCAUAUUGGCCACAGAAUCGACCUUCCGAUGCAUUUUGGACAAAAGUGAGCGAUGACGAAAAAAUGAAGUUGAUCCAGCAAUGUUAUGUUGUUGCUAAUAAGAUGUUAACGACCGAAGGUGAUUUCAGAGUGGUUGUACGUGACACGUAUAAAAAGAUGGAAGAUUUCCUUGUCAAAGGAGUAAUCGAGGAUGAGGUGAUGCUACUUUGGAGGGAUAUUCGAUCAUUAUCCGAAAGACAUCUCGCACAUUUUUACAAAUUACUGGAUAUCACUUUUGACAAAACCUUUUUCGAGUCGGACGAAGUAGCAGGUGCAAGAAAAGUUAUCGAUGAAUUGGUUCAAAAAGGGAUUGCUGUGAAGAGAGCAGAUGGAUUAUGGGUAGUUGAAAUGGAGAAAAAGAAUGCCGAGGGUAAAGAAGAAUAUUCAAUCGUAAAGAAAAGCGAUGAUACAACACUUUACUUGACAAGAGAUGUGGCUUCUAUCUUACGACGUGACAAAUUAUUCGGAGCUGAUCGGUACCUCUAUGUUGUUGAUCGAGCACAAAAAAGGCAUUUUGAGGAAAUCGGCUAUGUUCUUGGCAAAAUGGGACGACGAGAUUUGGCGGAUAAAAUUGAACAUGUCAUAUUUGGACGUGUGCAAGGAUUGUCGACAAGAUUAGGCAAAACGGAAGCUGUCACAGAUGUCAUCGAACGAGGCUCAGAAUUGGCAAGACAAUACAUUAAAUCAAGUCCCACCGCCAAAGUCAAAGAAGAGGAAAUAGCACAGUUAUCACGCGUGCUUGCUUUGGAUGCUAUCACGGUGAACACGUUGAAGAGAGCGCGAGCUUCUGAAUACGAGUUUACUUUCAAAAAUGCUUUUGCACUCAAUCAAAACAACGCUCUUCUUUUACAGGAGAAAUAUUCACGUUUAUGUUCGAUUGAAGCUAAAAAUGCCGAGUUGCUCCCCAAGUUAGAUGAGGAUUCGAGAAUCAGCGAGGAUGAAGGAGCAAAACAAUUGAUUGAUUUCCUUAACGCAACGCCAGGAGUUUUGGUGGAGAGUGCUCGCCGGAUGGAACCAUGUCAACUCACCGUUCAUCUUAUUCAACUGGCACAUCAUAUUGGAAGAGCCAUUGCCAACCAAAAAGUUUCUGGGGAGUCGAUUGAUGUGGCUGUGCCUCGUCUUCCACCGUCUGAUCCAUGGAAUUUCAAUAAUUAUAUACACGGUCAAUUGCGGAUAAGCCAAAUGGAGACAAGAGAAUGGAAUCGAGGACGAAGAUUUAAUAAAGGAAAAAAGGGAAACCGAUUUCAGCACUUAAAAGAGGUUUUGUACUGGAAGUGGCGCAGAAUAACAGGACGAAAUCUAACUCCUCGAUGCCAUUUUCAUUGUGCGGAUGAUCGUCAUCAGCAU